GGUGUGUGUGUGUGUUUGUGAGACAGUUUGCAGCAGCUGGUUCAUGGCGGAGCUCGAACUUGUGUCCGGAGGUUUCGUGGUGUCGGAGCAGACAUGUUGUUCAGUCCCGAGGGAGUCAGCGAGUGUCUGAGGGAAUGGGAGGACUUGGAGAAAGACUACCAGCAGCUCCAGGACACCCAUCGUCUUUACAAACAGAAGCUGGAGGAAGUGACCAAGCUGCAGGUCAGCUGUCACGGGGCCAUCUCACGUCAGAAGAAGAAGCUGAAAGAACUCACAGCAUCGCUAGAGGAAUGCAAAAACGAAAGUCCGACUCCCGACCCGAGUCCCGACGAUGUUGAUCCCAUCACUGAAAUCGAAGACUCCAUCAAAGACAGAACAAAGGCUUUCUGUGAGAUGGAAGCGUUCCUGCCGAGGAAGAACGGGCUCUACCUCUCUCUAGUUUUAGGAAACGUCAACGUGACGCUCCUCAACAAACAGUCAAAAUUCGCCUACAAAGACGAAUAUGAGAAGUUUAAACUGGUCCUGGCCGUCAUCCUCUUCCUGUUCUCCUUCACGUGUCGCUUUCUGUUCAGCAACAGAGCCCUCGAUGCCAUGUUCAACUUCCUGCUGGUGUGGUACUACUGCACGCUCACCAUCCGGGAGAGCAUCCUCAUCAACAACGGCUCCAGGAUUAAAGGUUGGUGGGUUUCCCAUCACUAUGUGUCGGCCUUCCUGUCUGGAGUCAUGCUGACGUGGCCUAAAGGUGCCCUCUACCAGAUGUUUAGAAACCAGUUCCUAGGAUACUCUCUUUACCAAAGUUUUGUCCAGUUUCUCCAGUGCUAUUACCAGAGCGGCUCCUUGUACCGACUCCGAGCUCUGGGGGAGAGACACAACAUGGACCUCACAGUCGAGGGCUUCCAGUCGUGGAUGUGGAGAGGUCUGACCUUCCUCCUCCCCUUCCUGUUCUUUUGUCACUUCUGGCAGCUUUACAACAGUAUAACACUGUUCAAGAUGUUCCAGCUCCCAGAGUGCAAAGAGUGGCAGGUGGUUAUGUGCGGCUGCGCCUACAUGGUGCUCUUCAUGGGAAACUUCUUCACCACGCUGGGAGUGGUUUACCAGAAAUACAUGAACAACCAGGACAAGUCUAAGACCUUAUAGAACUGGAAUGAUCCAACACUGAGGCUCUGGUAUUCUCUUUAGAGCUUUCUACCAAUGUACUGUACAUGGUCCGUUUGGAUCAUUUACAGCCACAGCUUCUUAUAUCCAUGUUUUUCGUUUUCUAGUUCUUCUGAUUAUAUAUUUGAAUCUUGACCAUGGAUAUUAUUAUUGGCGUAAUACCAAAGAAAAGAAAACAACUGUCAGGUGUUACCUGGUUAAAGUGUGAGCUUGUUUUUGUAGGUGUUGGGGUGUUUUGGUCAGAGUUGUACAACUUGGACAAAUAAGUGUUACUGAUAAAGUAUAAGAUCCCUGAUAAUACUGAGUUUUGUGGGCGGAUGUCAAUUUAAGUUUAUUAGGGACUAAAACCUUUCAUAUAACGAUAUAUCUGCCAGUUAUAGAUAUUUUUUGAAUUGUUGUUAUCAAACAACAAAUGUAAUUGAAGCUUGAUAUUUUCAAGUUUAACCUCAAACUUUAUCAUUAAUAACUGUAUAUAAAAAAAACACACACAUACAACCAAAUAUAUAGGACCUGAUUUUUUUACAUAAUUUGUAAAAACACAGAAUCACAUAUUUUCUUACACUGUUGACUCAAAGUUUACAUACUGGCAACAAACUAAUACUGAUCUGGGAAAAACUCAUAUCAGCUCUUUUUUUAAAUUUUUUUUUAUUGCUCAACCAAUAAAUCAGAUGGGCUCUAAAGCAAUAACUAAUAUCUGCAUUAUAUUUAUUUUUGGGAAAUCCCCAGUUUGUGUUUCAGCAGCUGCUUUAGUAAAACACUGCUUAGAAUCUGCCCAUGUUCUUGUUUUAUCUCUUACAGCAGGAAGGUUCAUGUUGCAUCACAGAUCGUCCUCCACUUCUGUUACUGUAACGUUCAUGUGUUGUUGUGGUUGUUUACAUCAUAAACACUAGUGUGUACAAUCAAAGAAUAAACCUUGAUCAAAACAAA
Molecule: messenger RNA, 2082 nt
Organism: Pleuronectes platessa (European plaice)
Lineage: Eukaryota; Metazoa; Chordata; Actinopteri; Pleuronectiformes; Pleuronectidae
Product: ion channel TACAN
Exons: 12
Coding region: 94-1137 (347 amino acids)
Biological process (GO): fat cell differentiation
Cellular component (GO): membrane
Source: RefSeq, a predicted model, not a curated record